CCCGCCCCCGGGAGGGGGAGGUCACGUGUCGCGGUGCGAGGUGCAAGAUGGCGGCUCGGGCAGCGGCGGUGUUGGGUUUGCUCGGCGGGCGGCGGGGCCUGGGCCUGGUGGCUACUCGAGCCCCCGGCUCUGCCCUGGCUAUGGGCCGCAAACACAUUCGGGGGAUGGCCUCGGGCGGCAUCCCAACUGAUGAAGAACAGGCAACAGGAUUGGAAAAGAUCAUCAUGGAGGCUAUGAAAGCCGGGAAGGAUCCCUACAAUGUGCUGAAACCAAAGGAGUACGCUGGGACAAAGAGUGACCCCCACAUUGUCCCAUCCAUCACCACCCAGAGGAUUGUGGGCUGCGUGUGUGAGGAGGACAACACUGCAGUCAUCUGGUUCUGGCUUCACGAGGGCGAUGCCCAGCGCUGCCCAUCCUGUGGGGCUCAUUACAAGCUGGUUCCUCACAAGCAUUGAGUGGAGCUGCCUUCAUGGUUCGGGACCUGACGAUCACCACUCCGUGGGCAUCUAUCUGCCCGGUGUAUUGUAUUGUUUACACAAGUAUAAAAUAUUAAAUAAAUCUUAUGUCCACA
Leucoraja erinaceus (little skate) is the source of this 571-nucleotide messenger RNA. Its product is annotated as cytochrome c oxidase subunit 5B, mitochondrial-like. NCBI's taxonomy places the organism in Eukaryota, Metazoa, Chordata, Chondrichthyes, Rajiformes, Rajidae. Gene Ontology annotation, biological process: mitochondrial electron transport, cytochrome c to oxygen. Bases 48 to 455 code for a protein of 135 amino acids. Gene Ontology annotation, cellular component: mitochondrial envelope. The transcript is spliced from 4 exons. The record is from RefSeq and is a predicted model, not a curated record.